AAACAGGCGUGAUCUACACUCAGGGGUACCUGAAAUCUUGGCUGGUUUGAGGAGAGAUGAGGAUGAAAAAGACAUGAGAUUCUACAUCCUGACAGCUGCUUGUGGCAUCGGGACUUGGCUGUUUGUCAUCUCAUGAAAGAAAAGUGAAGAUAAACGCAGCUAGAGUGGGAGAGAAGCUAGACUCCAGAAAACUUUAUCUGCUCCUAAUGGACCUAGAGAGAAGUCUGUGUCUGUUCCUCUUAUUGGUGUUGAAGGUUUUUGUGCUUGGACAGAGUGCUCUUCCUGACUUGGCCCCUCCCUUUUCAAAAUGAAGGGGUGCACCUGGGUAUUUGUGGCAACUUUACUUUGUCAGCAGUUUUGCUUCUUCAGAGUUACAGCAGCAAAGAGAGAGAGAAAGAUGAAGAAAGAACCUAAUCAGUAUACAGAGCCUUUCAAUGCUACCCUCUCAAACAGUGAAGAACUGCAUGGGCAUCCCAAGAUUCUUGAAUCUCCAGACCCUCGAAUCACAGAUCCACGGCGCACCUGGAUCUCCUUUGUUCACCGCCCAGAUGAUGGCAAUACCUCCAAAAGGAGAUGCAAAGGGAAAGACAAGAAAUUACGUGGCCUUGUUGGACCUCCAGGACCUCCUGGCCCACAGGGACCUCCAGGAGCCCCUGGUGCUGAAGUCACCCGGGAAGUCCUUCUGCAGGAGUUUAAGGAGAUAUUAAAAGAAGCCAUUGAACGUCGAGCUUCCCUGGCUAUCUCAGCUCAUCCUAGCCAGCUGCCUCCACUCCUGCUCUCCUUGGAGGAAGUUUCACCCCACAGACGUGUAGAGGAGGCGUUCCACUGCAAGCUAAAAGGCCAGGUCCUUGUAGAUAAGAAGACCCUGGUAGAACUUCAGAACUUCCAGUCGCCACUGGCCAAAGGAGCUUUUCUCCGGGGGGCAGGAUUAAACCUGGCAACAGGACGUUUCACAGCACCUGUGUCUGGCAUCUACCAGUUUUCAGCCAAUGUCCACAUUGAUCACAGUGAGUUGAAGAGUAAAGUCCAACUCCGAGCCAGAGAUAACGUCCGGGUGUUGAUCUGCAUUGAGUCUCUGUGCCACCGCUACACGUCUUUGGAGGUCAUUGCUGGUCUGGAAAGUAACAGCAAAAUCUUCACUGUCUAUGUCCAUGGCUUACUGCAGCUGCAGGCUGGCCAGUACACCUCCAUCUUUGUGGACAACAGUGCAGGAGCUCCCAUCACCAUCCAGAAUGGCUCAGACUUCAUGGGCAUGUUCAUGGGUGUGUAACAUCACCUGCAGGGGUGCAGCAGGGAAGGAUCUGAUCUCUAGAGCCUGGCAGUGGAUAUUUGCCUGAAGAAACCUGGACUCUUGAAGGCUUCUCCCUUUAACUGCUGGCAUCUUUUCAAACGGGCAAAGAGCCUUUUCUUUUACAGAUACUUCAGCUUGCUUUCAGAGGCUACUGCUUUUCAAGGUCCAAAGCAGUUCACUCA
This is a messenger RNA of Calypte anna (Anna's hummingbird), 1473 nucleotides long. RefSeq names its product C1q and TNF related 12 (gene C1QTNF12). Gene Ontology annotation, molecular function: hormone activity. The record is from RefSeq and is a predicted model, not a curated record. The transcript is spliced from 9 exons. Gene Ontology annotation, biological process: positive regulation of insulin receptor signaling pathway; negative regulation of gluconeogenesis; positive regulation of D-glucose import across plasma membrane. Bases 308 to 1270 code for a protein of 320 amino acids. Lineage: Eukaryota; Metazoa; Chordata; Aves; Apodiformes; Trochilidae.